AUGCCUCCUAAUCAAAGUAGUAGCAGCUCUAGUAACAGUCCCUAUAUGAUACCUCCUCAUUUAGCUACGCCCUCUCAUCAUCAUGAAAGACAUUCAUCAGAGUAUUCGGAAGAGUCAACCAUUUUGACUACACGAGGAGAUAAUCAUUUUAGAAAUAAUUCUCAACCUGCAUCAUUUACUACAAAUAAUUUGGCAUCUAGAUCAAAAUCUAAUCCACCUGUAGGAACCAAAAUAUAUGGACAAGGAAUGCCAAUACCUUUUGGAGUCCUUGAUAGUUAUACACCACCUCCUUUGAAAUCUAGUAAUAGUACUUCAAAUGUAAAUACAAAAUCACCAUCCAUCCCUCCUUCAUCUCCAUCAACAAUAGGAAAAAACAAAAAAGAAGAAAUACAAAUUAAUAAUACAUCGGAAUGGUUUACAUUGACAACACAGAAUCAUGAUUCUUUAUUUCCUCUGGAAGGUCAUCAAAUUUUCUACUGGGAACAAUGUUUGGAGGAUGAAGAUGAUUUGACGAGUAGUGUUGAAUCGACAUCAAUUUUCAAUAGGUCACUCAACAUGAUUGUAUUAUUUGGAGGAACAGGUCCUAUUCGUGGUAAUACUAAUCAAAUAUAUUGUAUGGUACAAAAACAUUCGAGUAUCAAUUCAAAGCCAACUACUAAUAUUUCAAAUUCUCAAAGUUGUUCACACCAAUGGAUUCCAGUCCCAAGUCAUUAUAUUCCAAAUUAUUUUCCACCUUCUCUCACUAGUGCCAGUAGUAAUGAUAUUGAGAAAUUAGAAAGAAAAUCCUCCAAAUCUAAUAUUUUGAGUAAUUCUAACCAAGGUGCAUCAUCUCCAAGACGUUCAUCAUUCGAAUUAUCUUCAAUUGCAGAGGAUGGAUCAACUGAAAUACCACUCUACAAAUCAAGAUAUGACCACUCAUUAGUAUUAUGUGGAAAUAAUAAGGCUUACCUGUUUGGUGGAAGAAAUGGCAUGUUCACCAAGACUCCACUUCAAGACUUUAUUCUCUACUCUCUUGAUAUGGAUAUUUCCAAUCAAUUCACAUGGGAGAUGGCCCACAUCCCACCAAAGAAUGAUAGAGACCCAUCAAUAUUGAAACAAUCUCAAAGAGGGUUGGACGAUUUAUACAACAGAGAGUCACCAAUUCCAAGAUAUGGACAUUCAUGUUGUGCUGUAAAUCAAAAACAAUCGGUACUCCAACGAUCUAAUAGUACUAACACAGGAAGCUCUCAAGCUAUCAUAGAAUUGAAUUCUGAAUCUGAUACACUCUCUGAUUUAUCUAUUGGAGGUUUAAAUAACAAUUUUGAAAGCAAUUCUUCAAGUGCCAGUACUGGGUCAACCAGAUUUAACACUGAUGGAGGUGUUGUUUUAGAUUGUGCAAUGCUUCUCUUUGGAGGAGUAGCAUUCACAGAUUAUUCUGGCUCUAAAAAAUGUAAAGAAACUAACGAUUUUUGGAUGUUUAAUUGUAAGGAACGAAAAUGGCUUUCUUAUCCAAGCAUUAUUCAGAGAUACUUUAAAAAUUCUUCUAGCAUUUUACAAUUCAAAACUGAUGACAAGUAUAUGCAAGAAAUUUCUCUCUCCUCUUCAGCAAGUGGAACAAGCUCUUCCAAUAGCGAGAGUAGAAAACAAACCAAAAAACCAGCAAACAAUAAUAUUAUUUCAAUCCACAGCUCAUUCGUACCAGAGGCCAGGUAUGGCCAUCAGAUGUGUGUUGUAUCCAACUCGUUGAUUUUCGUAAUUGGUGGAGCGACACUAAAUAAGGACGCCAUGUACAAAGAUGUUUGGGUUCUUUCGCUUAGUACUUUCGAAUGGAGAAAGGUAAAUUUGCUUCACAAUAAGAAUAAUGAACAGUUUAUCAAUAAGAUACCUAUUCGUUACGCUUCUCACGUAGUUGUUGGUAGAAGAAUAUUACUCUAUGGAGGACAGUUAUCAUACAAAACUGGUGAUUAUCUGACAGAGCUUCUUUGUUUUGAUACUGAAACCUAUAGAUUUUCAAUAAUUGAAAACAGUAUUUCUCCAAAAUUUGAUACUGGCCUUGUAAAGGCAACUAUGAUUCUUUACGGAAUUGAUCUUUUAAUUAUUGGAGGUAAAAGAGGUGUUAGCUCAUAUAGAUAUAACGAUAGUGUUCAGGCAUUCUCUUUCAAAUUGCAUUCCAUAUCCAAAACUAAUCAAAAAUUUAUUAGAGAAAACACUAAAAUGAAAAAAUCUAAUCAAAUUCUGACUCCUAACGAAAUUACAUUUGAGAUACCUACAUUUGGAGAUGAAGAUGAUGAGUUUGAUAUUGCUAAUUCUGUUAAAAUUGAUUUAAUAUCUCAAAUUCUAUUAAGUGAAAUGUCAAGCAGUGAUUUCUCAAGAAAAGAGGCUCUUAAAUACCUUUCAGAAGUGAAGCAAAUAGAUAUUGUAAAACAAUUAUUUAGAAACAAUUCCAUUCACAAAGCUCUAUCGAUAAUUAUGCAAUCGGGAUCCAAGUCUGAUAUCAGACAGACUGCCAAAGUUUUAAUCAGAUACUUUAAAGAUACUGACCAAGGUACACUACCAUUUAUCAUUGCUCGACAAGUACUAAAAUUCAUUGAAAGCUAUUUGACCUUGAUUAACACCCUUAUCAAACUUCGAGAACCAAUCAGCCAAACAUUACAUUUAGAUUAUCUUAAUUUAUUCCACUUAAUGUGUCAAAAUUUUGAAUAUUAUGAAUCUCUAUCAAAGGAGCUCAUUUCAGUGUUUCAACAAUGUUUCAAGUUGAGUGAUCCAUUAUCAAAGGCAUCCCUAGAUAUUUUACAACUAGCCGUUUCAUCUGUUGAGUUCUUAUCACUUAAUGCAAUGCAUUUCGCAUCAAAGUGUGAUAAGGAAACAAGUAUAAUAUUUAGAGAUUUUAUAACUCUUUGCAACGAGGCUAAAUCCAAGACAGCUAAAAACUUGGAAGAUAAUCCAAUAGAAAUGCAAGGAUCUAUCCUUAAGCUUGAUGAAUUGGUAAACAAACUUCGCCAAUCCCUCUUCAGACUUUCAUCAAGAAGCAAACCAAUCAAAAAAUACCUUGGAAAAUUACUGAAACGAAGUGAAGAAGAUGAUGAUGAUAUGUAA
Naegleria gruberi is the source of this 3075-nucleotide messenger RNA. RefSeq names its product kelch repeat domain-containing protein. Gene Ontology annotation, molecular function: protein binding. The record is from RefSeq and is a predicted model, not a curated record. The transcript has a single exon. NCBI's taxonomy places the organism in Eukaryota, Heterolobosea, Eutetramitea, Acrasida, Naegleriidae. Bases 1 to 3075 code for a protein of 1024 amino acids.